GACUUGAGUGGGAGAAAGGUUAAAGAUCAGAUAGGAAAUUGAGAGGGUGACAAAGUCAAGGAAGCAGUACAUAUUUUCAGGUACGGGUGACCUGAGCAUGUUUGUCAACUAGGGGAGAGGAGACAAGGAAAGGAAAAGAGGGAAGAUUAUGCACAUAGUAGUUGUAGAGGCAACUGGAAAAGAGAGGUAAGAAGAUAUCCCAAAGUGUUGGUCUUGUAAAGGAAGAGUGACACUUCUUCCUUUGAGUCCAAAAGAAAAAAAGUUGAAGUGGAAAGGAAUUCUUGUGUGAGAAUCAAGUGUGGUGACAGACAGAGGGGGAACAAUUAAGAGGUUCAAAUUUUUGACCUCAAGUUCACAAACUAGGAGGGGCCUUCUGCAGAAAGGAGAUGGAGACCCGUGGAAUGACUUGUUGAAUGGAAACAUUUGAAGAGUUAGUUACCUGGAGGGAUGUUACAGGGAGUCAAUAAAAGACAGUGCUGGGCUGCACUGAGAGCCCAGCAGUGAAGUCAGUCAGGGAACCUGGGGCUCAGCCAGCAUGUUCUGUGAUUUUUUCCAGUAAUACAACUCGGCCCAGGAAUUGGGGAAGGUGGGUGUGGAAUGGACGUGGGGGCAGGAAGCAACAGCCCUGGUCUGUUAAGUGACCAGCAGGUAGACAAGCAAGGGGGACAGAAUGGGGUAGUCUAGGCUGGGUAAGGAAUCAAGUAAGACCAAAUCGGGUCCGGAGAUUUGAGACUAGCAAAGUGAGAACGUGAGAGAUAGCUGUGGUCAAAGCGGGCAGCUCUGAAUCACGGAAGCCAAACCUUUUCCAGAGAUAAAAGCUACAGAUGUGCUCCCACGGGGGCUGCAGGAGACCAGGGAAUGGCGGAGUCGAAGGACAUAGCAACUGAGGAAACCGGGGAAUUAUGAGGCAUUUGUUAAAUGCAACCGACACAAAUGUUAAUAUUAAAGGAAGCCCAGCAGAGGGGGGAAAAGCCUAGGCAAUUCUACCGUCAAAGAGUGCCGCUUUGGAUAAGUAACUGCCCUUCUCUAGAACUGAAUGAGAAGACUUCUCGGGGCUCUAGACGGUAAGAAUUUUUAGGAUAACGGCAAGGGACUGGCUGAUCAGCGAGACCCCUUCCGUUGGGCCGUCCCUCUCCGAAGUGGCAUCCGGAACCUUUCUGCUGUGCUUUUUGUCCGGACGUGCCGAAGCGGAGGCCGGAAGUCCUUUGCCCGGACGUUCCGGGUUUCCUGGACUACUACAAUGGCGAUGAGUUUCGAGUGGCCGUGGCAGUAUCGCUUCCCGCCCUUCUUUACGUUGCAGCCGAACGUGGACACUCGGCAGAAGCAGCUGGCCGCCUGGUGCUCGCUGGUCCUGUCCUUCUGCCGCCUGCACAAACAAUCCAGCAUGACGGUGAUGGAAGCUCAGGAGAGCCCGCUCUUCAACAACGUGAAGCUACAGCGCAAGCUUCCUGUGGAAUCAAUUCAGGUUGUAUUAGAGGAACUAAGGAAGAAAGGGAACCUGGAGUGGUUGGAUAAGAACAAGUCUAGCUUCCUGAUCAUGUGGCGAAGGCCAGAAGAAUGGGGGAAACUCAUCUAUCAGUGGGUUUCCAGGAGUGGCCAGAACAACUCCGUGUUUACCCUGUAUGAACUGACCAAUGGGGACGACACAGAGAAUGAGGAGGGCUCAAGAUUUGUGGGCGUCAGCUGAAGGGAUUGGGCCAACACCCCCAUCCCCACCCCCAGGCCUUUUAAAUACUUUGGUUUCUGGCCAGGCAAGGAUUUGUAUACUGUUUGAUUUUUACAUAGUGUAAAUAUAUUCUUAGCUCUUUUA
This is a messenger RNA of Mustela lutreola (European mink), 1810 nucleotides long. RefSeq names its product vacuolar protein sorting 25 homolog (gene VPS25). NCBI's taxonomy places the organism in Eukaryota, Metazoa, Chordata, Mammalia, Carnivora, Mustelidae. Gene Ontology annotation, cellular component: ESCRT II complex. The transcript is spliced from 6 exons. Gene Ontology annotation, molecular function: structural molecule activity; protein homodimerization activity. The record is from RefSeq and is a predicted model, not a curated record. Bases 1241 to 1687 code for a protein of 148 amino acids. Gene Ontology annotation, biological process: protein transport to vacuole involved in ubiquitin-dependent protein catabolic process via the multivesicular body sorting pathway.